Molecule: messenger RNA, 1562 nt
Organism: Sinocyclocheilus anshuiensis
Lineage: Eukaryota; Metazoa; Chordata; Actinopteri; Cypriniformes; Cyprinidae
Gene: nthl1
Product: nth-like DNA glycosylase 1
Exons: 6
Coding region: 102-1493 (463 amino acids)
Biological process (GO): nucleotide-excision repair; base-excision repair; base-excision repair, AP site formation
Cellular component (GO): nucleus
Molecular function (GO): DNA binding; DNA-(apurinic or apyrimidinic site) endonuclease activity; oxidized pyrimidine nucleobase lesion DNA N-glycosylase activity
Source: RefSeq, a predicted model, not a curated record
GGACAUCGGUAUCGACAGCACGGGAAGGGGUGUUGUAUUCAGGAGGUGCGUUUUAGCAAAACUGAGGUUAUAUCUGACAUAAAGUCAGGUAAUGUCAUCUAAUGUUGGCGCCAGUCCGGAAUUUAUGUGUUUAUAUAUUCAAUCGUUUGACUGUAAGAAUGAACUCUCCAUAUUUCACCGAUUCAGUAGCUGUAUUAGGCACUUGUGCAACUGAAACUAUGGGGAAAAGUGCUGUAAAUAAAGGAGGAAUUCGCAGAUUGAGAUCCAGAAUGGCUCAAGGGCUUAAAUCAGAAGAUGAUUCUCCAAACGUGAAAGCAGAAGAUCACGAGCAGAGUAUUUCAGAUGCUCCACUGCAAACACAUGCAGAAACUCCUGCAGAGACUGUGACAAAUUGCAAUAACACAACCACAAAAGUGAAAGAAGAAGCAGUGGAUGAGCAAGCCGCUUUGACGUCACCUAGAAAACCAAGGCGGGGCCGUGUGAAGGUGGAGUAUGAGGAGGAGGAAGGGGCGGAGCUAAAGAGGGAGCGCUGGGAGCCGCGUGAUUGGAGAACACAGCUGUCAUUCAUCAGGGAGAUGAGGAGCAAACGGGAUGCGCCCGUGGACCAAAUGGGAGCAGGGAAAUGCUACGACACCGAGGCCCCGCCUGAGGUGCGUCGUUACCAGGUGCUGAUCUCCUUAAUGCUGUCCAGUCAAACGAAAGAUCACGUGACGGCUGGUGCUAUGCAGAGAUUACGUGAGCAUGGGCUCAGUGUGGACGCCGUACUCGAGUUGGACGAUGAGACUCUGGGUAAACUCAUCUACCCCGUGGGCUUUUGGAAGAAAAAGGUGAAGUACAUCAAACAGGCCACGGCUCUGAUCCAGCAGGAGUUCGGCGGAGACAUUCCUGACACAGUGGAGGGUCUGAUGCGUCUGCCGGGCGUUGGUCCCAAGAUGGCCCACCUGGCCAUGGACAUCGCCUGGAACCAGGUGUCAGGAAUCGGCGUGGACACCCACGUUCACCGAAUCUCAAACAGACUCGGAUGGACCAAGAAGGGGACCAAGACGCCAGAGGAAACGCGGAGAGCUCUCGAGGAGUGGUUGCCACGAGAUCUGUGGAGUGAGAUCAACUGGUUGCUGGUUGGUUUCGGGCAGCAGGUGUGUUUGCCUGUUGCUCCGCUGUGCUCCGUAUGUCUCAAUCAGCACACCUGUCCCUUCGCCCACCGAUCGUCUCCAAAGAAGCUCAAAUCCAGCCCUGCAAAACCUGCCAUUAACGGUCCCGAUGACAAACUAGCAUCUCCAACAGCACAGGUCAAAGAAGAGCCAGCGGAUGCAUCCCUGUCUCAGAGGAGCAAGAACACAGCCAAACAGGAAGUGCCAGGAAACCAGGUACAAGAACAGCUGACAUCAGAAGAAGACGCUCCAUCUGUCCUUAAAAAGAGAAGCAGGAGGAAAGGGAGAGCAGGAGCACAACAGAACACUUCACACCAGACACAAAGGACAGCAGAGACUUAGAAUCAGUUUCAACAAAGUACUGUGUAAAUGCAAAACAAAUGUCACUUUAAUUCGUUUUGUAGGUUUUAU